Messenger RNA from Microthlaspi erraticum, 3375 nucleotides. NCBI's taxonomy places the organism in Eukaryota, Viridiplantae, Streptophyta, Magnoliopsida, Brassicales, Brassicaceae. The record is from the annotation of a GenBank genome assembly.
AUGAAUUGUCUGUUAUGGAAUUGCCGGGGGGCGAAUAAACCCAACUUCCGCCGUUCGAUUCGUUACAUAUUGAAGAAAUGUAGAACUGAUGUGUUGGCACUGUUUGAGACACAUGCAGGAGGUGAUAGAGCGGGCUCGAUUUGUCAAGGUUUGGGUUUUGACAAUUCAUUUAGAGUGGAUGCAGAUGGGCAGAGUGGAGGGCUGUGGUUAUUGUGGAGAACGGAGGUCGGAGUGGUGACGGUGAUUAAGUCGGAGACGCAGUUCAUCUAUGCUACGAUUGUGAAGAAUAGUGAGACAAUUCAUCUGAUCGUAGUUUAUGCGGCGCCGUCGGUGAGCCGCAGAAGUGGAAUUUGGAACCAGCUAGAUGAUGUCCUACAGAAUCUGACGGGUCCAGUUAUAAUCGGAGGUGAUUUUAAUACUAUAGUGCGAGUUGAUGAGAGGACGGGAGGAAAUGGUCAGCUUUCACCUGACUCAUUAGCCUUUGGGGAAUGGAUCAACAAUAGAGCCCUCAUUGACAUGGGCUUCAUGGGACCACAGUUCACAUGGAAGCGAGGAAGAGAGGAGAGGUUUUUCAUUGCUAAAAGAUUGGAUAGAGUGUUCUGCAAUGCACACACACGGUUACUGUGGCAGGAAGCAACGGUACGGCAUCUGCCCUUCUUGUCUUCAGAUCACACCCCCUUGUACGUGCAGUUGGAACCAGGACCCACGGGAGAUCCAAAGAGGUGGCCCUUUAGAUUUGAAGCUGCUUGGUUAAAGCACCCUGGGUUUAAAGAUCUAUUGGUGAGCCCCUGGGAUGGAGAGAUUGAUACGCCACAGGCGCUGGAGAAACUAAAACUGACGCUCAGGAGGUGGAACAGAGAGGUGUUUGGAGACAUUCAGAGACGAAAGGAGAAGCUGCUCACGGAUAUUAAAUCUAUCCAGAACUUACUGGACCUGACGCAGACAGAUGCGCUUCUAGAAAGGGAAGGCAUGUUACUGAAUGAGUUUGAUGUUUUACUGGCUCAAGAAGAGACGUUGUGGUUUCAAAAAUCCAGGGAAAAGUGGAUUGUGCUAGGGGAUAGGAACACAAAGUAUUACCACACGACAACGAUUAUCAAACGAAGGAGGAAUCGGAUCGAAAUGUUGACAGACGAUGGAAAUCAAUGGGUUACAGAGCCGGGGGAGUUGGAGAAGAUUGCGAUAGAAUACUAUCGCCGUCUUUAUUCUAUGGAGGAUGUAGCACCAGAGGUGGAGAGUUUACAUAGAGAAGAACUAAUGGCCCUGAAUAGACCAUUCCGGGAGUUGGAUGUGGAGCAAUCAGUUCGGAGCAUGGGGAGGUUCAAAGCGCCAGGGCCGGAUGGAUUCCAACCGAUUUUCUAUCAAGAGAAUUGGGAAGUGGUGAAGGAGUCGGUAACCCGGUUUGUUUUGGAUUUUUUCAGGAGUGGUAACUUACCAGUGGGCAUCAAUGACGCGAUAGUAGUAUUAAUUCCGAAAGUGUUGAAGCCGGAGAGGAUUACACAGUUCCGACCUAUAAGCUUGUGUAAUGUUUUAUUCAAAACCAUUACAAAAACGAUAGUGAUGAAGCUUAAGAAGGUAAUGCCGAAGCUUAUUGGCCCUGCUCAAUCAAGCUUCAUUCCGGGGAGACUAAGUAUGGAUAACAUCGUCGUGGUGCAAGAAGCUGUACACUCUAUGAGAAGAAAGAAAGGAGUGAAGGGUUGGAUGUUACUGAAGCUCGAUCUGGAGAAGGCGUAUGAUCGUAUACGGUGGGAUUUUCUGAAAGACACACUUCAAGCGGCUCAGCUUCCGAAGAGUUGGGUUGGAUGGAUCAUGACAUGCGUCUCGGGUCCGGACAUGAGCAUAUUAUGGAAUGGGGAACAGAUGGCUGUUACUGAGAAGAAGUGGAAGCCAAUCCGGCUGUCGCGAGGUGGUCCAAAUUUGUCACAUGUGUGCUUUGCUGACAAUUUGAUUCUAUUUGCUGAAGCGUCUGUGGGCCAGAUCCGUGUGAUUCGAGGCAUACUGGAGAAGUUCUGUGUUGCUUCAGGGCAGAAAGUCAGUCUGGAAAAGUCUAAAAUCUUCUUCUCAGAGAAUGUGAGUAGGGAUAUGGGGAAGUUGAUUAGUGAUGAAAGUGGCAUCGGGUCAACCCGUGACUUAGGUAAGUACUUGGGAAUGCCUGUACUCCAGAAGAGAAUUAAUAAGGACACAUUCGCUGAUGUUUUGGAGAAAGUAUCAUCACGACUCGCUGGGUGGAGAGGUCAGAUGCUUAGCUUCGCAGGCCGGAUCACACUGACUAGAUCAGUAUUAUCGUCAAUCCCAGUUCAUAUCAUGAGUACAAUUGUCUUACCACAAUCUAUCGUGACUCGGUUAGAUAAAGUGGCUAGAGCUUUCUUAUGGGGAGACACGGAGGAGAAAAGGAGACAACAUUUGGUCUCUUGGGAGAAGGUGUGUACACCGAAACCAGAAGGAGGCUUGGGAAUAAGACAGACGCAGGCUAUGAACAAAGCGCUUGUGGCAAAGUUAGGUUGGCGACUCAUACAUGAGGAGGAGGCGCUCUGGGCAAGAGUCUUGCGUUGCAAGUAUGGGGUGAAGGAUGUCCGAGAUAACGCUUGGUUUAAAAAGUCAGGGAAUUGGUCAUCAACUUGGCGGAGUAUACUGAAAGGCAUGUGUGAAGUGGUCAUUCCUGGCUUGAGCUGGGUUGUCGGAGAUGGACGAAACGUUAGAUUCUGGCAAGAUAGAUGGCUUUCACAGACGCCACUACUUGAAGAAGCGAUGAUGGUUAUACCUCAAUGGCUUGCCGAAGCGAGAGCGAGUGAGAUGUGGGUCUCGGGCAGUGGUUGGAACAUGCCGCAGUUAGAACCAUAUAUACCAGACCACGUAAGGUUGCAAUUGGGAACAGUGGUCCUAGAUGAAGUUACGGGUGCGAAGGAUAGAACAUCGUGGGGUCAUAGCUCCGAUGGCGUAUUCACAGUUAAGUCAGCUUAUACCUUCUUGACUCGAGAUGAUACGCCUCGGAGCAUUAUGACUGAUCUGGAAAGGCAGAGGAGACACUUAAGUGACACAGGGGUUCGCCAAGUGUGCAAAGGAGGUGAGGAAUCUAUUCUGCAUAUUCUACGCGAUUGUCCGGCGAUGGCGGGCAUUUGGAAUCGCAUAGUGCCAGCAAGGAAGCGCCACGAGUUCUUUGCUACACCACUCUUGCGUUGGGUGCACGAGAAUCUCGUGAAUGAUGCAGACAUGGGAGGAUAUGUUUGGUCCACUAUCUUCGCGAUGGGGGCCUGGUGGGGAUGGAAGUGGCGCUGUUGGAAUGUAUUUGGACACCCGGGAAAAUGCAGGGACAGGGUGAAGUAUGUGAAGGAUAUAGCACAGGAAGUUACCACGGCACAUCAAAAGAGUAGAGUAUAA